This is a messenger RNA of Juglans regia (Persian walnut), 2040 nucleotides long. RefSeq names its product nuclear exosome regulator NRDE2-like. The record is from RefSeq and is a predicted model, not a curated record. Bases 1 to 2040 code for a protein of 679 amino acids. The transcript has 7 exons. Gene Ontology annotation, biological process: regulatory ncRNA-mediated post-transcriptional gene silencing; negative regulation of RNA catabolic process. Gene Ontology annotation, cellular component: catalytic step 2 spliceosome. Lineage: Eukaryota; Viridiplantae; Streptophyta; Magnoliopsida; Fagales; Juglandaceae.
AUGAAAUCAAUAUUCCAUUAUGGGAAGCCACUGGAAAAAGAUCAAGAGAUCGGCUAUCGCUACAUCAUUUCUUCGUGCGAGCUCAAGAAUGGCAGGGAAGGUGUCUUGGAGGCUUCGUUUACCACACUGUUUGUCAUACCAAAAUCUGACACGAGAGCUGUUGUCCACCACAAUAUGUUCAUGUCUUCGGAAGAUCUCCCAAUGUCUCCUAAUGUUCACCAAUCUGCAGAGAAGCUUUCUCCAGAUGCUGCAACCGUUCAGAUAGAACUUGGUCUUGUUGAUAUAUUCCUCAGUCUUUGCAGGUUUGAGUGGCAGGCUGGCUACCUGGAGUUGUCUACUGCUUUAUUUCAGGCUGAAAUCGAGUUUAGUUUGUUUUCUCCUUCUUUACUCCUGACUGAGCAGAGUAAAAGGAGACUGUUUGAGCACUUUUGGAAUAGUGAUGGUGCCAGAGUUGGAGAAGAUGGGGCCCUUGGUUGGUCAACAUGGUUAGAAAAAGAGGAGGAGAAUAGGCAAAAAAUUGUCAAAGAGGUCUCAUCUGAUGAUGAAAAAGGUGGUUGGACAGGUUGGUUGGAGCCUCUAUCCAAAGAUAAGGAUAGUUCUGUAAAUUUAGGAGAUGCAGCCAAUAAUGGCUUGGCUGAUGAGGAGCUUCAAGAGGAAUUUGAGAAUGAAGAUAUCGAGCAGGAGGAUGAAACUGAAGCUUUGCUCAAGAAACUAGGCAUUGAUGUUGAAGCUGAGGCUAGUUGUGAGGUUAAAGACACUUCAACUUGGACUAGAUGGUCAGAAGAAGAGUCAUCAAGGGACUGUGAUCAAUGGAUGCCUGUUCGUGGGAAAUCUGGCUAUCAUAGUGAUGGGACACCUGAUAGAGAAGUAGAUGAGCAACUUUUGAGAGUUAUAUUGUAUGAAGAUGUCAGUGAGUACUUGUUUUCAUUAAGCUCAGGAGAGGCUCGCUUAUCUCUAGUAUACCAAUUCAUUGAUUUCUUUGGUGGGAAGAUAUCUCAAUACAUUUGCACAAACAGUUCUAGUUGGACUGACAAAAUCCUCAGCUUAGAGGCAUUGCCAAAUUCGAUGUUACAGCCUUUGAGAUGGGUUCAGGAUGCUUUAACCAAAACAGAGAGCGGUUUGAAUAGUUUCAGUUUGGAAGUGCUUUUGGGCAGCUCCAAUGAGAUCCCUAGGACCGACAAGAUGAAAUUUCUUCGCAAUGCUACUUUACUUUGUUUAAAUGUUUUUCCACGUAAUUACAUCCUGGAAGAAGCUGCAUUAGUUGCUGAAGAGCUAUCUGUUACAAAAAUGAAUUCUUGUAGCAGUUCAGAUACCCCGUGUCGAACCCUGGCGAAGGGUCUGUUAAAAAGUGAUCGACAGGAUGUAUUGCUAUGUGGAGUUUAUGCACGAAGAGAGGCUGUUUAUGGGAAUAUUGAUCAUGCGAGAAGAGUGUUUGACAUGGCACUGUCAUUAAUUGAAGGGCUUCCAGUGGAACUACGGUCUAGUGCUCCUCUUCUUUAUCUUUGGUAUGCUGAGGCAGAGCUUGCCAAUAGUGGUGACUCAUCAUUUCGUGCGCUGCACAUUUUGUCUUGCUUAGGAAGUGGUGCAACAUACAGUCCCUUUAAAGGACAACCAUCAAGUUUGCAACUUCUGAAAGCACGCCAAGGGUUUAAAGAUAAAAUAAGAAUGAUAAGAUCUGCUUGGGCACGUGGUCUUGUAGAUGAUCCGUCCAUUGCUCUCAUAUGUUCAGCAGCUUCAUUUGAGGAGUUGACCUCUGGAUGGGCUGUUGGUAUUGAAGUGUUAGACCAAGCUUUUGCAAUCGUGCUUCCAGAAAGAAGAAGCCACAGUUAUCAGCUUGAAUAUUUGUUCAACUUUUAUGUGAGGAUGCUUCAGAGACAUCAAGAGCAAUCAAGCUUAUCAAAAGUCUGGGAGUCGAUCUCUCGGGGGCUGCAAAUAUAUCCUUUCAGCCCAGAACUUUUUGGAGCUUUGGUGGAGAUUGGCCUUAUUUACACAACAUCCAAUAAGCUACGGUUGAUGUUUGACAACUUCUGUCACAAGUAA